Cuculus canorus (common cuckoo) is the source of this 3058-nucleotide messenger RNA. RefSeq names its product kelch like family member 33 (gene KLHL33). The coding region runs from base 514 to 2793 and encodes 759 amino acids. Lineage: Eukaryota; Metazoa; Chordata; Aves; Cuculiformes; Cuculidae. The record is from RefSeq and is a predicted model, not a curated record. The transcript has 5 exons. Gene Ontology annotation, molecular function: protein binding.
GGCACCAGGGCUGGGGGACCUCUGGCUGCACAGUUUGGUGGUCGGUGGGCUCCAGGUCAGGAGCACAAUGGGGACAGGGUGGUGUCACCCCUAUGGGACUUUGGGUGUUGUUUCUGCCACCCAAGGGCAUGUGUGGGGGCCCUGUUUCACCUUGGGCUCUGGAAGUGAGUGAGGUUUAGAUGGGUCUGAUGGUCCAGAGCCCCCAAAACAGGAGCUCUCCAGGAUCACUUGGGGUUUACAGCCCUGCUUGCACUGCCCAAGAGGGGGAAAAACUCCUGGCAGCUUCCACUGACCCCACUGCACGUCCUGAGUGGACCUGGCUGUCCUUGUCACCCUGUCGCACGGCUCCGGGGCUCGAACCUCCCUCCGCCUGGACCUCUCCCGGCCGUGGCCACGUGUCCCAUCUGGGCUAUAAUUACCCGGACACAUUCCUGGGGGGUCACAGGAGCUUCCCGGAGCGGCGGCAGGCGGUAAGGGGAGACAAAUGCAUGGCACGGCAGAGCGCGGCAUUCCAUGUGGCAAUGCAGGACACGGCAUGCAUUGUGCUGCACGGCACGAGGACACGCCGCAUCGUGCAAAGGCAGCGAGAUGUGGGUUGCAGAAGGUCCAGCUCCAGCCCAGUGGCACCUGCAGGACAGGACCCACGCCGGACACUUCCUGGCCACGGCCGACCACCUCCGCACCGCUGGACAGCUGGUGGACGUGGCCGUGGGCCCGGAGGGUGAUGUGGCCCAUGCUGUGGUCCUGGCAUCCAUCAGCUCCUUCUUCCUCCAGUUCCUGGAGGGCAGGACCAGAGAACUGUGCCAGGGCCCCCUGCCCCACGUCCCGCUGCCGCCCGGGGCCACGCUGUGGGGCUGGCGGGCUGUGCUGGCCUUUGCCUACGAAGGAACCAUGCCCCACGGCCGGGAGCAGGAGGUGGAGGAGGCUGCCCGGGCACUGGGGGCUCCACGGGUGGUGGCUGCCUGUGCCCCACGGCUGGAGGGUGACCCCCAGGAGGGAGGUCUUGAGCCUCUGGAGGAGCAGUGGGAGACACUAAGAGCCAUGGAGCAAUUGCACACCAGCGGCUUGGGCUGCGACCUCCAGCUCCAGGCAGGGGACGAGGUCAUCCCAGUUCAGCGCCUGGCCCUGAGCUGCUCCUGUGACUUCUUCCGAGCCCUCUUCACUUGCCCCAUGCGGGAGGCCACCCACGACCCCGCUGCCCCGCUGGCCACGGGGCUGUCCCCGGCCGAGCUCCGCCUGCUCCUCUCCUUCGCCUACACGGGGGCUGUGGCAGGACCAUGGCCCGCGGUCCUGGAGGCGGCUGAGACCUCCCUGCGCUACCAGGCUUGGGGGCUCCUCACCCUCUGCCUGGAUGUUUUUACCCGUGGGUUGACCCCAGAGACGGGUCUGGACGUGCUGGCCUUCGCUGUGGCUUAUGGGCUGGCCCAGGUGGGCCGUGUAGCGGAGGACUACAUUUUGGCCACGUUCCCCAGCGUGGUGGCCACACCAGCCUUCCUGGACCUUCCUGCACACCUUCUCAUCCGCCUCCUCCGCUCUGAUGGUCUCAAUGUCCUCCAUGAACUCGAGGCCUUGGAAGCAGCAUCCCGGUGGCUUAUGGUCAAUGGAGAUGGCCAAGAGGAUCUAGCCAAGGAAGUCCUGUCAUCUAUUCGCUUUGCCCUCAUGUCCGGCCGGGAGCUGAAGAGGGUCCCAUCGGUGACUGCUGGGGUAGCUGACCCUAAGGUCCUCCACGAGCUCGUGGUAGCGAGUUUGGCUCCCAUGGCCCAGCUGCCGUGUCGAGUGCGUUCCUGGCAAGAGGUGCUGGUGGUUUGUGGUGGAGACAAACUGACAGCCAACCUGGCUGCCCGGAAGCCCAGUGAAAACCUCUGGUUUGCCCACCGCUACCUCAGUGCUGUGGGCCUGGUGAAGAAGGUGGAGUGGAGGGCACUGGGACACUUUCCUGAUGGCCCACGCUUCCGCCAUGCUAUAGCUGUGGUGGGCAACAUCCUCUACGUCCUGGGUGGAAAGCGCUACUAUGGAGUCCGUGACACUCUGGCCAGCGUCUACAGGUAUCAGCCCAUGGACAAUUCCUGGGAGCGCCUGGCCAGCAUGACCUGUGGGAGGAGCUACUUUGCAGCCGCAGCACUUGGGGAUUUCAUCUAUGCCCUGGGGGGCUGCUCGGGGGAGCUCUACUGCACAGACACCGUGGAGUGCUACGACGUGGCCAAGGACACCUGGAGGAGCUGCCAGCCCCUGCCAAUGGCUCUGUGUGGGCUUGUGGCGUGUGCCUUGGAUGGUGCCCUCUACGUGUCGGGGGGGUGUGAUGAGGCGGGCCAGUGCCAGGCGUCCCUGCUGCGCUACAUCCCAGGUGCUCCUGCCACGGUCCUGGCCCCCAUGAAUGGCCAGCGAGCCGGGCACAUCAUGGAGGAGGCAGGUGGGCAGCUCUAUGUGGCCGGGGGGCUGUACCAGGGGGACGGGCAGACUGGCUACAGGGACCAGCUGGCCUUUGAGGUCUACAGCCCCAAGCUGGACAUCUGGGUCCUCCUCAGCCCCCUGCCCCAAGCCCACGUAGUAGGGGGUGCUGCUGUGUUGGGGGGGGAACUGCUCGUACUGGGAGGGUACAGCCAUGAGACCUACCGGGACACACACUUGAUCCACGCCUACCAGCCAGGCAUGCGGCGCUGGAUCACACGGGGCACCUUGCCCCAUGCCUAUACUGACCUCCAAGCCUGUGUCCUCACUUUACCCCCUGCCUUGCGUGGCCCCAGAUGCCUUGAGGACCCCUUGACAUCAUCUGACAGCCCCAAUAAUAUUUAGGGAGGCCUUAAAAGCUCUACACCCCACACUGGGAUCUCCAGGUAGCAUCCAUGGGCACCUCUAAGAGAUGAAAUUGACCCCAGAUCCCUUUCCCAGAAUGGGUUCUUCCUGUGAUUUCCAGCAACCUCCUACCCUUGGACACAUGGCUUAGAUGGUGAGGGUACUGUGGGGCUUUCCACACUGCAACCCUGCAUUCCCCUGCCCCGAAUGCUUCACCGGGAGCUGGAGAUUCCCCAAUUCCCACCCCUCUCCUGGGUGAAAUAAA